Molecule: messenger RNA, 1188 nt
Organism: Tupaia belangeri chinensis (Chinese tree shrew)
Lineage: Eukaryota; Metazoa; Chordata; Mammalia; Scandentia; Tupaiidae
Gene: AQP7
Product: aquaporin 7
Exons: 8
Coding region: 109-1134 (341 amino acids)
Biological process (GO): glycerol transmembrane transport; water transport
Cellular component (GO): plasma membrane; basolateral plasma membrane
Molecular function (GO): urea transmembrane transporter activity; glycerol channel activity; water channel activity
Source: RefSeq, a predicted model, not a curated record
GGGACUGUCACAGAAUAAAACCAAGAUCUGCUUUAACUGAGAAGAUCCAAGACAGACUGAGAAACAUAAGGCACUUCAGCACACACCCAAAAAUCUGGAAGACAAACUAUGGCUCGGGCAGACAGGCAGAAGUGGUCCACCUCCUGCUCCAGGAUGGUCUCCUGGUCCGGGAUAAGGAGGAUACAUGCCAUGCUGCGGCAGAAGAUGGUACGAGAGUUCCUGGCUGAGUUCAUGGGCACAUAUAUCAUGAUGGUGUUUGGCCUCGGUGCCACAGCCCAUAUGGUUCUAGGAAGUAAAAAACUCCUCGGGAGCUUCCUCAGUGUCAACUUGAGUUUUGGCUUCGGAGUCACCAUAGGAGUGCACGUGGCAGGCAAAAUCUCUGGGGCCCACAUAAAUGCAGCCGUGACCUUCACCAACUGUGCACUAGGCCGUAUGUCCUGGAGGAAGUUUCCUGUGUACGUGCUGGGUCAGUUCCUCGGCUCCUUCACAGCUGCUGCCACCAUCUACUGCCUCUUCUACAAGGCCAUUCUUCACUUCACGGGUGGACAGCUGACAGUGACUGGUCCCACAGCUACUGCUGGCAUUUUUGCCACCUACCUUCCGGACUACAUGACAUUGUGGUGGGGCUUCCUGAAUGAGGUGUUCGCGACGGGUGUGCUCCAGCUGUGUCUCUUUGCCAUCACGGACCAAGAGAACAACCCAGCACUGCAUGGGACAGAGGCCCUGGUGAUUGGCGUCCUUGUUGUCACCAUUGGGAUGUCCCUAGGCAUGAACACAGGAUACGCGAUCAACCCAUCCCGGGACCUGCCUCCCCGUGUCUUCACUUUCAUUGCCGGCUGGGGCAUACAGGUGUUCAGGGCCGGAGAAAACUGGUGGUGGGUGCCAGUGGUGGCGCCACUCCUCGGUGCUUACAUUGGUGGUGUCAUCUACCUGGUCUUCAUUAGCCCCAGCGUGCCAGUAAAGCCCCAGGGAUUGGAGGACCCCACAGCGUGUGAGGACCACAGGAUAACUGCAUUGUCCAAGACUGGCCCUCAGCCAUCCCUGAGCUCUUCCCUCACCCUCGUCUCUGUGACUCCCACUAACAGAUCGUCAGUCCAGCCUGUCCCACCUUUAACCGAAUCCAUGCACUUUUAGGUAGAGAUUUUUUGUGACUCCAUCCCUACUCCAAUAAAGAAAUCUUAACCCACA